This is a messenger RNA of Periophthalmus magnuspinnatus, 2115 nucleotides long. It is a transcript of the gene asic2, whose product is annotated as acid-sensing (proton-gated) ion channel 2. Gene Ontology annotation, cellular component: membrane. The record is from RefSeq and is a predicted model, not a curated record. The transcript has 10 exons. NCBI's taxonomy places the organism in Eukaryota, Metazoa, Chordata, Actinopteri, Gobiiformes, Gobiidae. Gene Ontology annotation, molecular function: ligand-gated sodium channel activity. Bases 1 to 1680 code for a protein of 559 amino acids. Gene Ontology annotation, biological process: sodium ion transmembrane transport.
AUGUGGGCCCCAGCCCCUGCAGCCUGGCUGGCAGAUGAAGGCUUCCGCGUGCUCCCCGUGGCUGUAGUGCUGUGGGCUGCCAUGGCCUUAGAGGGGCGCUGUCUCCGUCGGGGGUCCCCGGCCAUGCUCAGGAGGGGUGGGCAGCGGCGAGGGCGGGCAUCCCUGAGCCGGCUCACAUCUACUCUGCUGUCCCGCACCCGGCUGCACGGCCUCAGACAGGUGUGCCUCCCCGGGGGCUCUAUGGGGCGGAGGGCGUUUUGGCUCAUCGCUCUGUGCACCUCUGUAGGACUGCUGCUGUCCUGGUCCUCAAACCGCCUGCUGCACUGGCUCUCAUUCCCCACGUACACACGAGUCCACACUGAGUGGGCCAAAGAACUGGCCUUUCCUGCGGUCACUAUCUGCAACAACAACCCCAUCCGCCUCUACAAACUCACCAAGAGCGACCUGUACUUCGCGGGCCACUGGCUGGGCCUGCUCCUGGCCAACAGGACGGUCAGGCCUCUGGUACUGGACCUGCUGCAGGAGGACCGCCGCGCCUGGUUCAACAAACUGUCCGACUUCAGGCUCUUUCUGCCUCCACGGAACUUUGAGGGGACCAACCUGGAGUUUAUGGACCGUCUGAGCCACCAGCUGGACGACAUGCUCCUGUCAUGUAAAUACAGAGGGGAGCCAUGCGGAGCUCACAACUUCUCCUCAGUGUUCACCCGAUAUGGCAAAUGUUACAUGUUCAACGCAGCGGAGGAGGGACGGUCUCUGCGCACCACGAUGAAGGGCGGCACAGGGAACGGCCUGGAGAUCAUGUUAGACAUCCAACAGGACGAGUACCUCCCCGUGUGGGGCGAUACAGAGGACACGGCGUUCGAGGCGGGGGUGCGUGUGCAGAUCCACAGUCAGGCGGAGCCCCCCUUCGUCCACGAGCUUGGCUUCGGGGUUGCUCCGGGGUUCCAGACCUUUGUUGCCACUCAGGAGCAGAGGCUGACCUACCUGCCUCCGCCCUGGGGAGAGUGUGAAUGGAGAGCUCUGGAAUCCGGCUUUUUCCAGGUGUACAGCGUGACCGCCUGCAGGAUCGACUGUGAGACGCGCUACAUCGUUGAGAACUGCAACUGCCGGAUGGUGCACAUGCCGGGUGACGCUUCGUACUGCACACCUGAGCAAUACAAGGACUGCGCAGAGCCGGCUCUCGCCAAACUGUCUGCGGUGGAGGGCAGCAGCUGCAUGUGCCGGACGCCGUGCAACAUGACUCGCUACAACAAGGAACUGUCCAUGGUCAAGAUCCCCAGCAAGACCUCAGCGCGUUACCUGCAGAAGAAGUUCAACAAGUCUGAGAAGUACAUCACAGACAACAUCCUGGUGCUGGACGUGUUCUUCGAGGCUCUAAACUACGAGACCAUAGAACAGAAGAAAGCCUACGAAGUGGCAGGGCUGCUGGGUGACAUCGGCGGUCAGAUGGGGUUAUUUAUUGGAGCGAGUAUCCUGACCAUUCUGGAGCUGUUCGACUACGCUUAUGAGGUGGUGAAAGAGCGACUGCUGGACUUACUGAGCAGAGAGGAAGAGGAGGAGAGCCAUGCUGAAGAAGUGAGCUCCUGUGACCCCGUGGCCAACCACUCAGAGUCCAUCAGUCACACUGUUGCCGUGCCGCUGCAGACCGCGCUUGGCACUUUGGAGGAGAUCGCCUGCUGAUCCUCCCCUGUCCUGUCCCACCAGAGCGCCCCCUAGCCUACAGGAGGACUACAAGACAGAGCACCCUGGGACGGGACGGGGACUUGUGAAUAGGACAGCUCUGUCACCCAAAAAAAAAGCCACUAAUGGAGACAAAGGAGGCGUCAGCGGACUUGCUAGAUAAACUCCAAAAAGCGCACACAAAAGGACUACGCGGGGGGACUCGACUUCCCACAAUGCAACGUGUUUAUAUAAAAUGGACUCGUUCAUACGUCGCUCACUGCCAAAUAAACUGUCUGUAUACGGUUUCAAAGAGCAUGUAUUGAUCUCUCUUCUUUGCUGAUGCAUACACCAGACUGCAGUGUUGCUUUCCAUGUGCCGUCGCCCCCUACCUGCAGGACGAGGGACAGGCCCCGCUGUGAACUCCUGCCGUGAAUGUACAGAGCCAAGAAAUGU